This is a messenger RNA of Aspergillus clavatus NRRL 1, 1617 nucleotides long. Its product is annotated as acid phosphatase DET1. The record is from RefSeq and is a predicted model, not a curated record. NCBI's taxonomy places the organism in Eukaryota, Fungi, Ascomycota, Eurotiomycetes, Eurotiales, Aspergillaceae. Gene Ontology annotation, molecular function: phosphatase activity. Bases 1 to 1617 code for a protein of 538 amino acids. The transcript has 2 exons.
AUGGGUAAACCCCGGAUGAUCAUAUUGAUCCGCCAUGCGCAGUCGGAAGGAAACAAGAACCGCGAGAUCCACCAAACCGUACCCGAUCAUCGAGUGAAGCUCACCCCCGAAGGACAUCGACAGGCAAGAGAGGCAGGAUGCAAGCUGCGCGGGCUUCUGCGGCCCGAUGACACAAUACAUUUCUUCACUUCGCCAUACCGCCGGACACGAGAGACAACAGAAGGGAUCCUCGAAUCGUUGACAUCCGACAUCCCAUCUCCAUCACCAUUUCCAAGAAAUACUAUCAAGGUAUAUGAAGAACCUCGGCUGCGGGAGCAAGACUUUGGAAACUUCCAGCCAUGCUCUGCAGAGAUGGAGCGAAUGUGGCUGGAGAGGGCGGACUAUGGUCACUUCUUCUACCGGAUACCGAACGGCGAGUCUGCCGCGGAUGCGUACGACCGUGUCAGCGGCUUCAACGAAUCACUCUGGCGUCUGUUCGGAGAGAAAGAAUGUGCGAGUGUCUGCGUGCUUGUGACGCAUGGACUCAUGACACGGGUGUUUCUGAUGAAGUGGUAUCAUUGGAGCGUUGAAUACUUCGAAGAUCUGCGCAACAUCAACCACUGUGAGUUUGUGAUCAUGAAGCUCAAUCCUGACAGCGGGAAAUAUGCGCUUCAGAACAAGCUACGUACAUGGUCCGAGUUGAAGAAGGAGAAUGAGCUCGAGAGGCAACGCGAGCGAGCCGCCAAAGGCCUCAACCCCGCAACUACGCACAUCGCUAAAUCAGUCAGUCGCACAUGGGGCGGAUGUCCCGACGGUUGUAACCACGGCCUCCAUAGGAAGUUUUCGGAGCCCGGCCUAGAAGCCGUCGUUGCUGCCGAGCCACUCCUUGGAGAUCGCCCCUCAAACCUCAGGCUCUCAGACAUACGUACUGGGCCCUCGGACGAAUCCGGGGUCUCCGCUGGGCAGCCCAGCAUCGUCUCCACGCACUAUGAUCCUGGCACGACAUCCGUCACAGAAACACCGGGUGGGUACCCCAGGCCAGCUGCUGCAAGCCCGAGCCCGAACCUGAACCCCGCACCCAGACGGCCCGACCUAGCCAAACUCCACCGUGACAGUGAGGACCACCUCCUGCACCCGCCGCGAUCUAACUACGCCCUCUUCCACCUCAGCGGCCACGACGGCGGCGGUUCCAUGAGCGGCGCGAACAGCAUGGCGCCCUCGGAAGACGAGCGCGACUACCCAGGCUCCUAUGGCGACCGACUUGAUCAACACCGGCCAAAACCCUCUCAGGACUUCGCCCACGACGGCGAUGACGAAGACAACGGCAAGCAGGCGCAGCGAACGAAACACACGCGCUUCCAGAAGCUCCCCAGCCGCGUGAACCGCAACGGCUCGAAAAAGGGCGCAACGUUCACCAGCGGGCCAGACAGAGCCGUAGCGGUCGCCUCGGCCUCCUUUGCACAGAACGAGGCACACACCUGUGCGUACGGUCAUGAACACGAACACGAACACGAACACGACGGCGACAACGACGACGAUGACGAUGGCGAUGACGACGAAGACGACGAUGGCAACGGCCAAGCAGCGCUCGAGGCAGAACGCCAGCUCGACCAGAGCAUCAGAGGAAGUGUCUAUUGA